Molecule: messenger RNA, 1023 nt
Organism: Schistosoma spindalis
Lineage: Eukaryota; Metazoa; Platyhelminthes; Trematoda; Strigeidida; Schistosomatidae
Source: the annotation of a GenBank genome assembly
AUGAGCUCAUUAUCCAAAGCUGAAAUCGAAGAUAUUCGAGAAGUUUUCGACUUAUUCGAUUUUUGGGAUGGUCGAGAUGGUAUGAUUGAUGCAGUGAAAGUUGGUGAUCUACUUCGAUGCAGUGGAAUAAAUCCGACUAUUGCAUUAACAGUAAAACAUGGAGCCACUAUAAAACAAGGAGAAAAGCAAUACAAAUUCGAUGAGUUUCUUCCUUGUUAUGAAGCUAUUCUUAAAGAGAAAGAAACUGGCACCUAUGCUGAUUAUAUGGAAGCUUUUAAAACAUUCGAUCGUGAAGGACAAGGAUUUAUUUCAGCUGCUGAAAUGAGACAUGUUUUAACAGGUUAUGGUGAACGUCUUGAAGAUCCAGAAGUGGAUGCCAUUUUGAAAUUUAUUGAUUUACGUGAAGAUCUGGACGGAAAUAUCAAAUAUGAAGAAUUAAUUAAGAAAGUUUUGGCUGGUCCUUCCAAGUAAAAGAAACAUGAGAUUAAACAUUGUCCUUGAAAAAAAGAAAUGUUUUUUUUUCUGGAGAAUCUUUUUCCAUAUUCUUUCUUUCUAUGUUGAAUCUUGAGAAAAAAGUUUUUAUUAUUAACUCGGUAAAUUAACCAUUUUUGCAGUUUUCAUAAUUCCAUGAAUUCUAAUCUAAUGAAGUUUUAUGUGAAACAAAAGUAGACCAAAUGAUGUGGCUUUCGAUUUUUUUAUCUUCUUUGCUUUUUUCUAAUUUGAUCAUAACAUCUUUACAGGCAUAUCUGUAUGCUUUUCUACCUACCUAUUCACUCUCUCACUCACUCACCAUAAUGCAUGAAUAUAUACAAUAAAUGAUUAUGUAUGUUUGUGUAAUUAAUAAUUCAGCUUUAAUUUCAAUCAGGCUCCUCAUUUACUACUUCUUAAUUCCUUAUGAAUGUUCAUUUUAACAAUAAAUUAGAUUUAUAAAAAUUUUAUCCAAUAUACAUCAUAAAAAGCAUACAUAUUCAGCUUUCUUUAUGAACAUUUAUCAAAAUCCCAUUAAAUGAAACAUUUACCCCU